AUGUGUGUACUAUACAUUUUCACCGACGAUUGCCCAUGCGGCAAGGAGCUCUGGCGCGACACUCGUGACGUGCCCUGCGCCAAGGCAGAGGGAGUCAUGGGAGCUUGCGGAAACACCGACGAGGCUCACAGUAGCACAACAAUCGAAUGUUCUGAGUGUGCGGAAAAGCGCAAGAAGAAGGAGAACCCUGAUGAUGAUGAUGAGGAUAAGUAG
Molecule: messenger RNA, 213 nt
Organism: Fusarium coffeatum
Lineage: Eukaryota; Fungi; Ascomycota; Sordariomycetes; Hypocreales; Nectriaceae
Exons: 1
Coding region: 1-213 (70 amino acids)
Source: RefSeq, a predicted model, not a curated record